CAAAUCCAAGAUGGAGUUUGAAGAACUAAAGAUUGAAAUUCCAAUAGAAGAAGAACAAGAAGAAGAACAAGAAGGACUGCAACUACCUCCGAAAAAGUAUGAAAAUACAGCCGGUGGUUUUGUGACCGGCUUUGAUGUCAACUCCAAGGAAGCUAUCGAGAGGAAGGCUCGAAGACGCAAAAGAUUCGGAGUAAUAGAAGAAAAAGAAGAAGAAGAAACUAAUAAAGACAAGGAAACAGACGGGAACGAUGAAAAUGAAAUGAUAUUACCAAAGGACACCCCAAAGAUCCCUGAAGGUGAAAUACGUAAAGAUGCACUCCAUGUUUAUGGUAUAGACAAUAUGAGUACCAAGGAUGUGUUCAACUACUUUGAAGAGUAUGGACCAGAAUCCAUAGAAUGGAUUGAUGAUGCUUCCUGUAAUGUAGUCUGGGAAGAUGAGCAUUCAGCAGCCAGAGCUCUUGACUCAAUGGGAAAAAGUUUAAAUUCAAGUGAGCCAGGAAAUGAAAAUUCUGUGCUGCAAUGGAAGGCUGGUCCCUUAUGCAAGAAGGCAAAGGGUAGAUUGUUGUUACGAUUUGCUACCAAAAAGGACAAAAAGCAACCAGGAGCAGCAAAGAGAAGCAUGUACUAUCUUGUACACGGCUAUCCAGGGCAAUCUACAGGAAAAAAGAAAGGAAUCGUUAGCAAGUCAAGGAAGAGAAAACUCAUGCAAGACAAGGAAAGAGCAAGGCACAAAUAUUCUGGUGAACCUGAUGUAGAGUUUAUUGAAAAGAUGGAAGUAGAAGAACAAGAAAAGAUGGAAGUGGAUGAGCCAGCCAUGAAGGUGAUUGUCAAGAAUGAUAGGACACUAGAAAGCACGUCCAAGGAAGUACCAGAGCGACUGCGCAUGCGUAUGCAUGCAGAUGACCUUGGAAGCGAAAACGACCCAGAUGAGAAAAGUAAAAUCCAUGAUAGAUUACAAGAACGACUACAGGAAAGAAAACCGGAUAAGCUGCAGGAUAAAAUACAAGAUAGAAUCCAAAUAGAGGUAGACAACACUGCUAAAAACGAAGGGAUUGACUUGAGAGAAAGACUAAAAACCAGAAGAAAGCAUGGCUUUGAUUUUAUGGACAGACCAUCGUUGUCGAUUGAAAUAAGAGAAGAACAAUCUUGAAAAAUGGAUAUGCUACUGUAAAUAAAAAAUAUGUAAAAUUUGAUACUUGACAACAUUUUUGAUGACAUCAAGAGCGAGAAAAUAUCAAUGUCUUUAUCACAAUGUACCUGUGGAAUAUCGGGAAGGGUCGAGGAGAAUCUUUAAGGGAUAUAAUUCUAAAGUGCGAACCAUAUAUCACUGAAAUAGCACAAAAGCUAAAUAGCACUAAACACAUCUAUUUCUUUUGUUUUCAAUUGUUUCGUUGGUACUAUUUUGCACUAAUUAGUUAGUAUUAUUUCAGUGAUACAGGGGUGUAACCAGGGAUCUUGCUAUGGAGGUGCACAGGCAAUGAUUUGCAGAACCCMAAAAAAAAAGGUAACCAAAAAUAAAAAAUAGCAGAAUCAAAAAAAAGCCCCCUGGUUACGGCCCUGGGAUAUAUGGUUUGCACUCUACUGUUUAUCUUUGGCCUAAAAUGGAGAUGAGUGCUCAUCACAGGAAAGUGCUUGUGCAUUAAACCAAUUGGUUGAAUAGGGCGUAUGGCGUAUAAGAUGAUUCACAAAUUUUCUUUCUCAUUUCAAUUUGUAUUCACUCAUAUAACAACUAAAUAAUAAGACAAUUGGUGCUAAUUAACUGAACAAAAGAAAGUGUGCAAUGAAGUCUGGUAGUCAAUAUGACGCCAUCUUGUAAAUGUCCUACACGAACACUGGAUGAUGCUGUUCUCGUUAGGCAGGUUUUCGUUAGCCAACGAUAACGCAACUUCCCACCUUAAAAUCUUUGGAAUUUUAAUUUUGAUAAAUUCUGAUGUUUUUCUAUUUAUUAUUGUUUUUUCCUCGUCAAUUUUAAUGUUAAUCAUGUUUGUACUGUAUGUAAAUUGUAUGGAGAGGGAAUAUCAAUUGGGACGAAAGUUCUGUUUUUUUCGCCAGUCACAAAAUUUGUAUGUCUCAAGUUUUAUAAAAUGUAUAUGUUAAUACCGUAUUGUGAGAAAUAAACUAAACUAAACAACGUUA
Molecule: messenger RNA, 2136 nt
Organism: Actinia tenebrosa (Australian red waratah sea anemone)
Lineage: Eukaryota; Metazoa; Cnidaria; Anthozoa; Actiniaria; Actiniidae
Product: nuclear cap-binding protein subunit 3
Cellular component (GO): nucleus
Molecular function (GO): mRNA binding; RNA 7-methylguanosine cap binding
Source: RefSeq, a predicted model, not a curated record